AUGGCGGCCAGUGAGGCGAGAAAUAAAGUGUUAGCAAAACUGAAUGCAAUUGCCGACGUAGAAAUCGACGAUAAAGGAAAAUUUAAGUAUAUUCUUAUAAGAAUCAAAGACAGUAACGAUGACAGUGUUUCAAAAUGCAUUGUUCGGGGAUACAGAAGGGCAGACUAUCACGCUGAUAUCUUAGAGGAGGUUCAACCUAGAAUAGAAGCUCUAGGGCUUGUUGCUGUAUGUCUUGGUGGAGGAAGAAUUGAUCACCAACCAGGAAGCAAUAGUAUUAUGGUCUAUGGAUAUUCUAUGGGAUUUGGACGAGCAGAUCACCAAGAAACUGUCAGGAUAUUACAAGCUAACUAUCCUUCAUACAACAUAUCUUGGUCAAAUGAUGGGUAUUGAGAUUGCCGCGGAGGGAAAUAUGGCUUAACCAGGGCAUAAUGAAACUGGGUCGUYGAAGAACAAGGACAAUGUAUACUUAGAUGAAAUUAAGUGACAAUGAAUUYCCUUGUAAUAGACUUCCUCAGUAUUUUACAAUGUUUGCGAGCUUUUCUGAAAUACAAAAUCAUGGUGCA
Molecule: messenger RNA, 563 nt
Organism: Exaiptasia diaphana
Lineage: Eukaryota; Metazoa; Cnidaria; Anthozoa; Actiniaria; Aiptasiidae
Product: 14 kDa phosphohistidine phosphatase
Exons: 3
Coding region: 1-390 (129 amino acids)
Biological process (GO): peptidyl-histidine dephosphorylation
Cellular component (GO): cytosol
Molecular function (GO): protein histidine phosphatase activity
Source: RefSeq, a predicted model, not a curated record